AUGGUGAAGUUGAUGAAAAAGAUGGAUAGCUUUCUUCAGAAGCUAGUUGAUGAGAAACGAAGAAAUUGGAGCAAUGACCAAAGAAAUAUGACGUUGAUUGAUGUUAUGUUAGACUUACAACAAAAGGAACCAGAAUUCUACACUGAGGAGAUUGUGAAAGGUGUUGUUCUGAUUAUGCUUAUAGCUGGCUCUGAAACUUCAGCUAGAAGUAUGGAAUGGGCACUCUCACUUCUCCUCAACCAUCCAGAAAUAAUGAAUAAGGUUAGGGAAGAGAUAAACAAUGUUGUGCAUCAAGAUCAUCUUAUGAAUGAAUCAGAGGCUUCAAAACUAAAAUACUUACAAAAUGUAAUUAUGGAGGUACUUCGUUUAUACCCCGUGACUCCAAUGUUGAUACCACACGAGUCCUCCAAUGAUUGCAAUGUUUGUGGUUUUGAUGUACCAAAAGGGACAAUACUUCUCGUGAAUCUUUGGACUCUACAUAGGGACCCUAACUUAUGGGUGGAUCCAACAAGAUUUGUGCCUGAAAGGUUUGAAGAAAGGGGGUUAGAUAGUGAGAUUUACAAUAUGCUUCCAUUUGGUGUUGGAAGGAGAGCUUGUCCUGGAUCUGUUUUAGCAAAACGUUUUAUGGCAAAUGCAAUAGCGUCUUUGAUUCAAUGUUUUGAGUGGGAAAGAAUUGGAAAUGAAGAAAUUGACAUGACUGAGGGAAUAGGUAUUACAAUGCCUAAAGUUGAACCUUUGAUUGCUUUAUGCAGGCCACGCCAAGUUAUGGUAAAUCUUCUCUCGAAUAUAUAA
Vicia faba (fava bean) is the source of this 792-nucleotide messenger RNA. NCBI's taxonomy places the organism in Eukaryota, Viridiplantae, Streptophyta, Magnoliopsida, Fabales, Fabaceae. The record is from the annotation of a GenBank genome assembly.